This is a messenger RNA of Spirometra erinaceieuropaei, 1992 nucleotides long. The record is from the annotation of a GenBank genome assembly. NCBI's taxonomy places the organism in Eukaryota, Metazoa, Platyhelminthes, Cestoda, Diphyllobothriidea, Diphyllobothriidae.
AUGGUAAACUUUUAUCGCCGGUUCCUACCGAACUGUACCGACCUUAUGCUGCCACUCACCAACUUGCUCUCAGGUCCCAAGGGUCCCCUUGGGUUACGUGGCCACGCGCUGACUGCUUUUGAGAGAAUAAAGACCUCCCUUGCUGAUGCUACCUUGCUCACUCAUCCUGUUCCAGAAGCCCCAUUGUCCCUGAUGGUUGAUGCUUCUACCGUUGCCGUAGGAGCAGUCCUCCAACAGCAUAUCAGCGACUCGACACGACCGUUGGCAUUCUUUUCCAAAAAGCUUUCACCUGCCGACACGAGAUAUAGCACGUUUGGCCGUGAACUUCUUGCCAUUUACCUAGCCGUAAAACAUUCCCGACACUUUCUUGAGGGUCGUGACUUCACAAUUUUCACAGACCACAAACCACUUACAUUUGCCAUCCGGUCCCAUUCUGACAAAUAUAACUCAAGAGAGAUUUCUCAUUUGGAUUACAUCUCGCAAUUCACCACCGACAUCCUCCACAUUGAUGGCCCGAAGAGUGCGGUGGCCGACAUGCUGUCCAGACCUUCCCUCUCGGCGUUUCACCUCUCACACGGGAUUGAUCUUGGUGCUAUGGCGGCUGAACAACGACGUGCUGGAUGCCCUGGCGACGCGUCUGUUGACAGUCUUCAAUUAGUUGACGUCCCAUUGAUUACCGGCACUGGCACAAUCCUUUGUGACGUAUCGACUCCUUUUCAUCGCCCUUAUAUGCCUGCCUCGACGCGUCGAGCUGUUUUUCAAACUCUCCACGGACUCUCCCGUCCUGGGAUUCGAGCCUCACAGAAGCUCCUCGCGGAAAGGUUCGUAUGGCCUGGGUUGAACAAGGAUGUGAAAGCUUGGACACGAUCGUGCCUUUGCUGCCAACGUAACAAGGCUCAACGCCACAACAAGUCCCCAUCGGGCACGUUCCCCAGCCCCGAUGCACGGUUCAACCAUGUGCAUUUAGAUGUCGUAGGUCCUUUACCUCCAUCCACUGGCUAUACUCACCUUCUCACCUGCGUUGAUCGCUGUACCCGUUGGCCGAAAGCCAUUCCUUUACCGAAUGUGCACGCUGAGACCAUUGUGAAAGCCUUCGUCAGUCGUUGGGUCGCCAUAUUCGGUGCGCCAUCCAUGAUUACGACUGAGCGAGGCGCGCAGUUUGAGUCCACACUUUUCCAAACUCUCCUCAACUUCCUUGACUGCACACGUAUUCGGACGACGGCCUACUACCCAGCUGCCAACGGCAUGGUUGAGCGUUUUCACCGCCGGCUAAAAACUUCACUGCGUGCCGCAGAAGAUCCCAAAAACUGGUCAGACAAUGUACCCGUUGCACUUCUUGGCAUUCGUGCGGCACUGAAGUCAGACUUGGACUGCAGCGCAGCCGAAUUGGUUUUCGGCACUACCCUUCGACUCCCUGGUGAGAUGGUCACCCCAACCUCUCGUGGUGCCGAAGAGACCCCCGAAAAUUUUGUGCAUCGUUUGCGACAAUUCACGCGCUCGCUUUCCCCGGUUCCACCUCGAGCUCCAUCGACCGAGCCUAAUGUUGAAAAAGGCUUAGCCAAUUGCACCCAUGUGUUCUUUCGGUGUGAUCGUGUGCGGAAGCCGUUAGAAUCAUCAUACGAAGGACCGUUUCGUGUGUUUGCACGUAAUAGCAAGACCUUUCGGAUUCUGCGAGGUGACAAAGAGGACGUAGUCAGCAUCGACCGGGUCAAGGCUGCUGUUGCAGAGGAGUCCCCGGACGUGUCUCAAGGCCAAGCAUGUGCUGACCCCAUACCUCCUCCAACUCCUUUUCCACUUUCCCCACCUAGUCCUCCGUCCCGUAUACUUCCUCUUCCUUCUUGUUCGCAGCAUCAAACUGCAACCUCUUCCUCCACCCUUAACUUUUCCACUACAACACCUACUCAGCUGCCUCCAACAGUGCCUCCCGCAUAUAUCACCCGCAGUGGACGUCACGUUCACUUUCCCGAUCGUCUAGUUACUCAUUUCUCCUAG